CGUCCGUGAACGAGAAGCAGCGAUGAACGUCAACACGCCGCAAAAGAGCGCCAAGCAGCACGUCCGCAGCAUCGAUGAGACGUGGAAUGCGAUGUUCCGACGCAUCUGCCCCAACGUCGAGCUUCCCGAUCAGGUGGACGACCGAUUGAUGGUCGACUCACGCGGCGAUGACAUGGAGAACGCCCGACCAAAGGUCCAGAAGAAGACGGAGUACGUGAACUUUGUGAAGGUUGCGAUGGACGACAUCAAGAAGAAGCGCAGCGCGCAGGCCCAGCACGACGCUAACAGCGCCUAAUCCCGGGGCUCGAGGCGAACGAACCAAAUCAAGUUAAUAAUUUAUUUGGAAUAAUGCAUUGAGGUUAUUGUGAGA
Messenger RNA from Saprolegnia diclina VS20, 370 nucleotides. RefSeq lists its product as hypothetical. The transcript has a single exon. NCBI's taxonomy places the organism in Eukaryota, Oomycota, Saprolegniomycetes, Saprolegniales, Saprolegniaceae. The coding region runs from base 23 to 295 and encodes 90 amino acids. The record is from RefSeq and is a predicted model, not a curated record.